GACACUCAAGGUGCUGGCAGAGGGAGACGGAAAACAGAGACAGAAAGCAGAAGCAAAACAGUAAAUCACAGACCGAGUGAGGGAAAGGAAAACAAAUCAAAGAAGUGCAGCUCAGCUGAGGACUUAAUGAAUGCUCAUCCAACUGGCUUAAGUUUUCCCUCGCUCACUCUGCCGUGAGCGGGCGUCACUGAAAGGAUUUCAUUUCGGUCCACCGAGCAGCAGCAGAGCUGUAAAUGACUACCACUGGUUUUGGAUUAUUUCAUGGCGGCCGUUGGGAUUGAAUGGGGAUGACGGCAUCAACGGAAGAUGAACCUUGAUUCUCUGGAAAGCUCGAUCCAGUACCUGUUGUCUGGGCUGUACCCGCCCUUUGAGGCCACCGCCCCCACUCUCCUCAGCCAGCUCUUCCAAAUCAUCGAUAGUCGUUAUCGGGGCGAUGCUCUGCGGUGCCUGCUGGACUUUCUGGUCCCAGCCAAACGCAUCUUAGAAACCGUGCAGCAGGCUGCAUGCGCUCAGUACUCGGAUGUACUUUUCCUAUGUGAGGGCUGGCCUCUGUGUUUGCGUGACCAAGUUGUCAUCCACCUCGCUCCCAUCAACCCCUCGCUACUUCAGCCUGGCGACUUUUACCUCCAAGUGGCACCAUUCUGUACCCAGUCAGCUCGCAUCUUGGUCUGCAGCCUCCUGGAAGAGGAAGGGCUUAUAGUGGAAGUUGUAGAGGAGACUCCGAUCCUUGAUACAUCCUAUCCUUGUCUUUUUAGUUGUGACUGGUUAAAGGAGAUCAACCAGGGCCGCCAUGGAAGGCCUCUCAGCCAGUGCCUGCUCGCCACUGGGCGGGGCGUGGUGAGGUUGCCAUGGGAACGGGUGGCUGUGCCGGAUUUUGUGGAUGUGCCACUGUGUGCUGGGAGUAGUAUGGCCUCUGCUCCUCACACAUAUCCUCCUGUACCGCCUCCGCUUCCUCGUCCUUCACCUCUUUCUCAUUUUCCUGAGAAUUCUUCAUCCAAUCGUUCACAUCCUCUUUCUCCAAAGACACCUUCACCUAAGCAGCAUCGUGUAACCAUUCAAAGUUCAACUGCAUCAUCUUCCUUACACCCCUCUGCCUUCUCUGUGGAGACCCGAAUAUGUCCAGCGAGGCACGGCAUUGCUGUGUCACUCUGCCUGGUGGAUACUAGCGGUGCUUCUUCAUCUAGACUUGUUGCAGUGAAAGAGACUGAGAGUGAACCUAGGCCUAUUGGCUGGGUGUCUCCUAAUUCGUGGGACUUUCCUGGAAGAGGCCCAAAUACAGCAAAACAAACUAGCCCCGUUUUAGGUACUAGCACCCCUGAAAGUGGAGAAGCUACCUGCAAACGUGAAGAUAAGGGUGUAAUUGUUUCAGAAAUUACAGGACUAGAUAGUCAUAAACAUACAAACAUUAAAGACACAACAAGGAGAGAGCCAGCAGGCCGCACUGUUGCUGAAGGAGAAUAUAUUGAUAUCCUUCAGGCAACUAUGCUUUUUAGUAGAGCUCAGUCAUCAACUGAAGAACCGCAAAAAUUAGAAGUGCAAAUGCAAUCGCAUGCACAAAUCAAACCGCAAAUGCAAAGAUAUCCACAUAGACAAGCACAAAUGCAUCCAUGUGCACCAAUGGAGUCAUACAGGCAAACACAGAGGCAGCCAAACACACAGACAUCACCUCAAGCACAGUCACGAGCACAUGGGCAGUUUCCUACAAAACCACAAACACAAAGUCAUUCUGGAUUAGAGGCUGCUGUAUCAUUGAAACCCAACAUGUCCGACGAAACCGCUCUCCACCAUUCCACAUCCCACCCCCCUCACCCGGACCCUGACUGCGUUGAACCUUUCCAAUGUGUCCGUACAGUCCGUUUCUCAGAGAAACCCUGCACCCCGUGCAUGAGGAGAAGGCAAGGCGGAAAGGCGUCCAAAUCUCAGGAGCUGAGGUGUCGAUACAGGGAUUCCUACCAGGCUGCUAUACAAAACCCUGUCCCCUUUGGACAGGAGAAGGACAGGGGGAAUAUGUUGGCUGUGGUGGAGGAGGGUGGGGAUUUCUCACAGUGUGAGAAAAGACCUCUGCAGACCAACGCAGGGCGCAAUGUUCCAGGAACGUGGUUUGAUUCUGUCAGUGGAGCCAUCUGUAAGGAGUCAGGAGAGAAGAACAUUGUUCCAUAUUGGAAAACCGGAGAUACAAACACUGCCCCCUGUAAGGACUACGGGGGGACAAAUGUUUCAAAAGUUGGUGGGCUACCAGAACAAACAGCUGAAAGGACCACUGUGCGUUUCACGGAACCAAGGGAUUUACACAAUGUGAACGGGACAAGCUUGAACGAUCCUAACCAGUCAGAUGCAACGAUGAACUUGACCCUCAAGCCUCGUGAAAGGCUACAAAGUAGAAACGAUUCCAAGGGAGUUGGUCCACACUUUCCUCGGUCUCUUUCAGCACCACAGAACAGACAUGAAUUCAUCUCAGAUGGAAGAUGUUCAUCCCUCUCCACAGCUGUGGUGGACACCUCAGAAAAGUGUGCCCUGGUCAUUGUUGAAGGUCAAAACGUUAGAAGAAGAGACGAUACAGGGUCCUGUGCAGAGAUUCCCCAGCUGCAUGUAGUCAAAUGUAAGAACAGCACAGCCUUUGGACUGGUUUCACCCAAGAUCAACAGGAGGCAGACGGUCAUUCCAGAUGCUGCUCAGCCUGGCAGCAAGUUCUUAACCAGUAGAAGUGGCCACCAGAUGGGGAACCCGUCAGAGAGAGAUCCACCUCCAGCAGCAGAGACCCAGAAGGUCUCCCAGUCGGCCUCUAGUCGUCCCAGACCUGACCACCUUCCCCUGGGAUCCCCUGACCCCAGAGCCCAGCCCCUCUACUCAGGAUUGGCCUCUAUCACAGGUGGCAGAGACAGGACAGGCAGGGCGAUAAUUGAGCUCUAUGGUGACCACCAGGGAUGGAGAUCUUCUGUAACCAGUCAAGAACUCUUACAGAUGCUGCUCUACUUCCGCACUAUCACCAGGAGAGAAAUCAGAGAAGCUGGGCUGAUGCUAAUUUUUGAUUCAAGGAGGACAAAUCCUCAGCCGCAACUCUAUAAGGCCUUAAUGACGCUUCAGGAGCAGAAUCCCCAUGCAGUAAAUUGUUUUGUGCUGCUGGUGAAUAAGGAGAACAGCCUUCGACCAGAGAGGUGUCCCGGCAUCCAGCAGACUGAAGUGGUGACAUCCAUGAAAGCCUUGUUCAAGCUGGUGGAGAUGAGUCAGCUCAGCUCCUGCCUGGAUGGCACACUGCCCCACAGCCACUGUGACUGGAUAGAGCUGCACCAGAAACUUUUCCCAUUUGUGUCUGAUCUUCAUGAGGCGGCCAGCCUUCUUCUGAGGGCCAUCAGUGAGUUAGAGGAGCCCCAGGGGACGGACACUGUACAGACUGUGCAGCAGUGCAUGAUGGACCAGAGGACUCUGAUGAGACAUGUCCUGGAGGACAGUCGAUUAGUCAGCCUGCAGAGGGAGGGCGGGGCCAUCCUAGCGAGGCUGAGGAAGGAGAGUGACCUCAAAUACCCGCAUUGUGAGAACCUCAGUGACGCAGUGGACUCGGUGACGAGCAUGUACAACCAGGUGGAGGAGCAGGUGCAUGUCCUCGUGCAGAGGUCCAACAUGUCCCUGGAACACCUGGAGUAUCUGCUGCAACUCAGGGAGGUGGAGGGACACUUAAUGCAGAUGCAACAGUGGUUUCACAUAGAAGGAGAGCGCCACCUGCUGGAGGCUGAAUCAGUCAACAACUCUGGAGAACAAAUGGAGCAGAUCCUCAACAGCUUCACUGGUUUCCUUAUAGAAGCGAAUGACCGAAAGCACCAUGCCAUUACGUUGGUGUCGGAGGCAGAGCGACUCCAGCAGAGCGGGUUCCAGUACCCAGAGACGGAGGCCUCCGGGACUCUAGUCAGCACCUUCAAGUCGGGCCUGGAGAGCUUUCUGGUUAGGGCGGAGGCCUGUGGCAGGGAGCUUCAGAUCAUGGUCAACGUGUGUGAUUUUUGUGAGCAGGCUACAGCUCUUGCCAGCGAAUGCAUCGAGUACCUGGGUCAGACUCAACCCAUAAUCCACACACUGCAAGACUGUGACCCGACCACAACACCUGUCAAUCACUCAAUCACUCCGCCAAAACAGCGUCAAAACCAAGACCCCGGACUGAGCACUGCAUCCCGUUGCCCGUCUGAUAUCCGAGCAGCACGUGCCUCAUGCCCAACCACCACCAGGGUUUUUCUGCCAAGCAGUGACACCUCCGUCCUCCAGACUUUUCAAGACAGGUUCCUUCAGUUCAGCACGGAGAAAUUUCUGGAGGUGAAGGCUCAGGCCAGCGCCCUCCAGGGCUCCAGGGGGAUGCAGGUCUGGAACGUAGCCUGGCUGAGAUGCCAGGAGGCCAGGCAGCAGCUCUUCGAGAGGAUGCAGGGUGUGGAGGAGGUUUUCCACAACCAAUCAGAUUCUGACAGCUUGUGUGAACUUCACUAUGUUGAUGUGGUGAGCACCAAUGUUCAGUCGCCGUCCUCCGGUGGCCAGAAUCUGGUGGUACAAUCUACACCCGGGCCUAGACACCCUCAGUGGGAGGGCAUCGUGUCGGGAGCAGUGGAUGUGGGGAAGAGACGGCCAAUCCUGGGCAGGAACAACACAAACUCAACAAAUGUGGCCUGCUGUAACGUCACACCUGAGGAUCACAGUGAUGCUGUAACCAGCCAGGGCUCAAAUGUCACUCCACCCUCUCCUCAAAGGUCAGCGACAAGGAGGAGACAGACGAGCAGAGCGAGGAGUGAGAGAGAUGCUGCGGCUUUGUCUCAGUCCCAGACUGUCGGCUGCCAGUGGUUUCCAUGGGGACGGGGUCUCAGAGCGAGGUCGGUGAGCCAGGACACUUCCUGCACAGGAGAAGCAGCAAAGGAGUUAUCCCCUCCUUCAGAGCAGCCCCUUCGACCCCCGUCGUCCUGCUCCCAUCACGGUCAGCCCUCCUGCCGGAUCCUCCAGGAGGCUCAGAAGUUCCAGAUCUCCCGCCACGGGAGCUUCUGCUCAGCAGAGUCCUGUGAGAGCGACGGGGGGGCAGCCGGGGGUAACAGGAAUUUAUACUGCAAACACUCCAGCUUGCCCACCGGGAGAUGCGAGGAGGCGUUUUGUUUGGCAACUCCACAGGAGAAUGCCAGCAAUGCCCUGAGGCUGCAGCGUGUCAUGGAGGAGCUGGUGUUCACGGAGAGGGAGUACGUACGCUCGCUGGGCUACAUCUUGACCCACUACCUGCCCCUGCUGGACAGACCGGAUAUCCCCCAGGACCUCAGGGGCAAGAGAGGGGUCAUCUUCGGUAACCUGGAGAAGCUUUAUGACUUCCACAGUCAUUACUUCCUUCCCGAGCUGGAGGCCUGCCAAAGGGAGCCUGGCAUGGUGGCCCGCUGCUUUCUCAGACAUAGUGAGAGUUUUGGUCUGUACGCUCUGUACAGCAAGAACAAACCUCUGUCCGAUGCCCUUAUCCUCCACCGUCGCCAUGACAUUUUCAAGAAGAAGCAGCAUGAGCUGGGGGACAUGAUGGACCUUUCAUCGUACCUGCUCAGGCCCAUCCAGAGGAUCAGCAAGUACAGCCUCUUGCUGCAGGAUAUGCUGGCUCUGGCUGGUUCGUACAGGCCAAAAGACAUGAUCCAGGAUACACUGCUCGCAUCCAGUGUGUGCGCACAAAGUGUGUGUGGCCCAGGUUCACGUGUCCCUGAUCUGACGGGCAACGAGCCGGACCGGGAGAGGGCUGAGAUCCAAGCUGCUGCCGAUCUGGUUCGUUUUCAGAUGCGACACGGCAACGAUUUGCUCACCAUGGACGCCAUCCAGGAGUGCGAUGUGAAUUUAAAAGAGCAGGGCCAGCUUGUUCGCCAAGAUGAGUUCACCGUUUUCUUUCGGAAGAAGAAAUGUGUCCGCCGCGUCUUUCUCUUUGAGGAUCUCGUCCUCUUCAGCAAGACCAGGAGGACAGAUAUUGGCAACGAUGUUUAUGUCUACAAGCAGUCAUUUAAGACGAGCGACAUUGGGAUGACCCACAACUCUAGUGUGAACAGCUUGUGUUUUGAGAUCUGGUUUCGCAGAAGAAAACGCCAAGACACCUACACCCUGAAGGCCUCAAGCAUGGAGGUGAAGAAAGUAUGGACCACCGACCUGGAGAGGAUUCUGUGGAAUCAAGCCACGCACAGUCGAGAGCUGCGCAUGCAGGAGAGGGUGUUCAUGGGAAUGGGCCGUAAACCCUUCAUGGACAUUCAACCCAGCGAUGCUGCCAUCUCCGACCGAGCGGUCAGCUGCGCUCUGGCCGGGAGAAUCCCUGUGGCCUGUUGUUCACGCAGGGGCGUAGACUUUCCAAGGCCACAGUCCAUCGGCUCAGGCAGCACCGCCUCCACCAACCUCAGCCAAUCAUCUUCCUCCUCUGGACGAGGCUCGCUGCCCCCUGCUGGUUAUCCCGGGAACCAGUCCCAGGGUUUGGAGAGCGGCUCUGCUGUCUGCUCCUCCCCCGAGAGUACAGCUGAAAAUGAACUCAACAUUUAUCAUCUUCGUCAGCAUCCUCUUUGUCGUAAUUAUGAACAAUGGAAGAGUCAUCAUCCCCUGGGAUCUGAAUCAUCCAGAGAAUGCAUGGACCUCUUUAGCAGCUCGGAUCGCAGCCGUCUGUCUGCUAUUGGUGGAGAGCUAAUUGUAUCCCAGAGUUCAAAACCCCUUCCACCACUUGGUCGGACCCCCGGCCUAAGGGAGAGAGACAGCUCACCUUUGGUUAACAGAAAAAACCAAGGAGGGGUCCACCAACCUCCACAUCUGGCUAACACUCAGGUGGAUGACAUUAUUAUUGGAAAAUCAACAGAAGUUUAACACUGGAUUACCUGUGGGAGAUCAUCUACUGCAGCUGUUCUGGUCCUGUGGGUGAUCCGAUGGCCACCAGACGUCAUUUGAUGACCACUGCCUGAUCAGUCAGCUUUGUCUCGACAAAAUUGUUUUAAUGAUUUACUGAAGCAAUUGAGGUUUGAUGUGUUGGUAUCAUGUGUCAGUCAUUCAAAUGUGUCUGUCUUAUAUCAGAAGGUUCCUUCUUUUUCUCCACACUGCUGCUGUACAUUUGUUUUUUAUCUCUCCGCCUCUGAGAUUAUUACAGUAGUUCUGUAUUUGUCAGAUGGGAUUGACCACUUGCAUAUGUGUUUUCACAUCUGGAUUUUAACUGCUCUGUAACCCAUGCAUUUAAUACAGAGAGUAAAUAUUUAAAAUAUGAUGCUGUCUACACGUGUAACAGAUACAGUAGAUGAAAAACACCUUUCGUUUUUAGGAUCCACUAAUGGUUCCAUACCAACAUCCCACAACAAAGAAUAUUUCCUGAUUAUUUUGUUGACAAAAGAUUAAUGAAUCAGUGCAUAAGGUCAUCUUGUGAUCUUCAAGCCACUCACCUUUUUUCGUUUUGUUGAUAUGUUAAUGUUUUUUUAUUUGUAUCAUGAGGUUGCUUCCGUCUCAGCUGACAGACUGCAGUAAAAUGAAGAUAUGUCCCAGACUGUGAUGAUGUUUCCCUUCCUUUUUCCAAAGACAGUCAUUUCCAUGAAGGACAGAGGUAAACACUUGCAAAAGGUUUAAUUUCACCUUGGUGCAGGUUUCAGUUUGGUGCAGGACCCGACUGCAUUUAAAACCACUUCUUCAGUUCUGUAUUUCAUGUUUCAUUGGUAUUCCUCUGGCUAAUAAGCUUUAAUAUGGCCAUUUUGUUGAAUAAUAAUAGUAAAUAUAGACCCACAUCCUCUUUUAUUGAGUCUGCAUCCAUUUGCUUUUUUUGUCAGAAAAACACAGACACUCAAGUUGCAGUUUCAUGACCUUUGUACAACAUGUCCCAGUGGCUGAAAGAUGUAAAAGGGAGAAUCCUAUUAUAUGGCCUGAGAUAUGUCACAUAGUUUACUGCCUUGCGACAAAAACAGCUGCUAAGUUGCAGAUAUGUGUUAAUGUAUGGUGUGUAAUUUACUUCUUUACAUUAUAGAAUUUACAAUUUGUGAUUAAUGUUAACUGAUAGUAUUUAUAUUAUUAUUUGAAUCAUAAAUUGAUGAAGAAUAUUGUGCAGCUACAAAAAAAGUUGACUAUAAUGACUAAAUUGACUAUAAGGCAUCUGGUACCUGUGAAUCUGUUCAUUGCUUUGUGUUAUAUUCUAUAUUAUGUGAUGCACACACACAAAAGAUUAAAAACUGAAACACAAUAUUUUUGGAGGUUGGUGUAAAAUGUAUUAAUAAAGGGGAAUAAGUAUUAGAAGUAUUAAAUACAUAAUUGUCAGAUGAGGGCUCCAAGAUCAGGUUGCAACGACUAUAAAUAGAGGUGUUGUUACACUGCAGAUGAGCACAGGCUUUACAUUCUUUAUAUGUUGAGUAAAAAUAUAGAACUAAGCCUGAAUAGAAAAGUGUCUAGUUAGAUUUUGAAUGUGUACAGUUUUGGACCCCAAGUCUGCUCAUUUUAGAGAGCAGGACAGCAGUGAAUGAGGAAACCACAAACCUGGAUCUUAUGUUCAUAACUAGAUCAGCUUCUCGCCAGCAAGUCAGAAAUAUACCGAGGAGCCAAACCAUGACAUGUUUUAUUGACCAUUAGCAAGAGCUUAAAGGAAUAUUCUGUAUUGUACUGGAACCAAUGAAGGGAUUUCAUCACUGAGAAAUUAGUUUUUUUGUGCAUGUGUAAAUAUUAGGCUGCUACAUUUUAAACGCAUAGGAGCUCAUUUGAUGUAUUUCUAGGAUAUUUUAUUUUAGUUGGAUGCAGUCAGACAGGAUAGAAAAGGAAAGUCCAAGACUUGAUCAAGCAAUUGUAAUUAAGUCAUCAAUACCAGGAAGACCCUUUUG
Molecule: messenger RNA, 8801 nt
Organism: Pungitius pungitius (ninespine stickleback)
Lineage: Eukaryota; Metazoa; Chordata; Actinopteri; Perciformes; Gasterosteidae
Product: rho guanine nucleotide exchange factor 40-like
Exons: 25
Coding region: 307-6825 (2172 amino acids)
Molecular function (GO): guanyl-nucleotide exchange factor activity
Source: RefSeq, a predicted model, not a curated record